UGCUGGUGAAAUCUUGCUAUGGCCUUGGUCUUAACCUGGACAGAGGAAAAAGAAAGGAUCCAAAAGGAAAUUUGCUGUCCCCUUUUUUGUUGCCAUAGGGUUAUCUCUGGAAUGUGAAGAAUGCAUUGGAGUAGAUUAUUGUUCUGGGGACAUGCUUAUGUGCGCUCCUGGGAAAGACAGAUGCAGCGUUACUUAUUUGCGCACCCCAUUCGGAAUAUCACAGAUUAUAAAGAGUUGUGUCCCAUCCAUCGUUUGUGACAAAGGCAUUCAAGUAAUUAAUCUGGGCCGGACAGGAACAGUGGUUGUCCAGUUGACAUGCUGUGAAAGAGAUGAAUGUAGAAGGGUUGUUCCUCCAGCAUUGCCUGAAAAGACGGUGCCAAAUGGGAAGCAGUGCCCAGCAUGCUUUUCACUGCAAAAAAAAUGUAAUGAAGAUGUUGCUUAUUGCAAUGGAGAUGAACUGUAUUGUGCUGCAGGAUUUCUGGAUUCAGGAAUUGGUAAUUAUCUCUUUAGACCAACCUUCCUUAAAUUACAUUUGCUUGAUUUUGGAUGACAUCUGCCAUCAAUCAAAAGGGG
Molecule: messenger RNA, 573 nt
Organism: Python bivittatus (Burmese python)
Lineage: Eukaryota; Metazoa; Chordata; Lepidosauria; Squamata; Pythonidae
Source: RefSeq, a predicted model, not a curated record